AUGAAGAAAUCAAAGCUUCUAGAUUUCGACCCCGAAGCCCUCCUCGAUCCCGCACCCAGCUCCAGCGACGACGAGAAUUCGGGGUUUGAGAGCGAGGAGGAUGGAAAUAAGGGGAGGGAGCAUUAUGCGGAGAUGGGGAAGAGUAGGUUGAGGAAGAAGGAGGUGGUGCCGCUGGGGCCGCAGUAUUCGGGCUCGAGGGUGUCGAGGGAGGCGGUGGAGGAGGAGGAUAGUGAUGAUCCGUUUGCGAGGGGGGUGAUGGGGAGUGGGAGUGAUGAGGAUGAGGAUGAGGAAGGAUCGGAGGAUGAGGGGGAGGGUGGAGGGGCGAAUGGGGUGGCGUUGAAUGGGAAGGGUGCAGAGCAGGGGAGUGAGGAGGAGGAGUUUGAUAUUGAGGAUGUGGAUUCUGAUGAGGAGAUGCAGGACGGUGAGGAUGACGAAUAUGGAGAGCAUGACGACGAAAGCGAAGGGUCAGACGACGAAGACGAGGAAUCUGACGAGGACGAUGAUGACGAGAAGGGCGAGGACGAGGACGAUGACCAGACAGCCAAUCUGCGCAAGAUGAUGAAAGACACCAGCCUAGUCACGGCGAACCUGUCCAAGGCUGCACAAGCGGAUGUGGAGAAAGGCAAGGCGAUCAAGGCACAAAGGAGGACGUUCGACACUCUUCUCAACUCCCGUAUACGACUACAGAAGGCUUUGAUAUCAACAAACUCCAUGGCUGCGGAAGCCCACGCCAAUUCGGCUGCUCCGGACGACGCGGUUGAAGCCGCUGAGGCUGCUGCCCUCACCCUUCUGAACAACUUGACGGACCUCCGCUACAGCCUCGAGGAAGCUCGCACCGGCCAGAAGCGCAAGCGCGGAACACCCUUCAGCAACACGACCGCAUCAUCAGCCAUCUGGUCUGCCAUCUCUAGCCACGAAUCUGCGGUGCGCUCGCAUAGACAUGCCAUCCUGGAGAAAUGGUCCAACAAGACGCGCAGCGCCAGCACCCUCACAAUGAAACAACCUCGUCUCACAUCUGGCGACCAACGAACCCUCACAGACGUGCUGACCGCUCAGAUGCAGGAUUCUGAGCGUCUCAUCGCGCGCACCCAGGUCCCACGUUCAUGUGCGCCGCUCCAGUCCUCAGCUAACAUUCCCUCCUCCGAAAAGAUAUACGACGAUGCCGACUUCUACGGCCUGAUGCUGAAGCAACUCCUCGAAAACCGCAGCUCCGAGAUCAACGGCGCUGGCUCAUCUGAGUUCGUUGUUCAGGCACCAUGGCAGUUGGCACGUGAAGCCAAGACGAAGAAGAUCGUGGAUACGAAGGCGAGCAAGGGGCGAAAACUGCGGUACACGGUGCAUGAGAAGCUUCAGAAUUUUAUGGCACCGGAGGAGAGAGGGACAUGGGGCGAGAGGCAGAGGGAUGAAUUGUUUGGAGGGUUGUUUGGUAGAAGGGUGGGGUUGGGCGAGGAAGUGGAGAGUGAAGAGGAGAGUGAUAAGGAGAGGGAUGCGGAGGAAGAGGGAUUGAAGUUGUUUAGAAGUUGA
This is a messenger RNA of Westerdykella ornata, 1524 nucleotides long. RefSeq names its product TRAUB-domain-containing protein. Bases 1 to 1524 code for a protein of 507 amino acids. Gene Ontology annotation, biological process: maturation of SSU-rRNA from tricistronic rRNA transcript (SSU-rRNA, 5.8S rRNA, LSU-rRNA). NCBI's taxonomy places the organism in Eukaryota, Fungi, Ascomycota, Dothideomycetes, Pleosporales, Sporormiaceae. The record is from RefSeq and is a predicted model, not a curated record. Gene Ontology annotation, cellular component: nucleus; nucleolus. The transcript is spliced from 2 exons.